Messenger RNA from Styela clava, 1137 nucleotides. The record is from RefSeq and is a predicted model, not a curated record. Lineage: Eukaryota; Metazoa; Chordata; Ascidiacea; Stolidobranchia; Styelidae.
CCGGUAUACACGACAGUGUGCAAACUCACCGCACCGUAUUUUCUUUGUUUGUUUUAUUUUAUUCGUCUGCGGUGGUCUGCGCUGAGUUUAUCUACGUUGGCGAACGCUCGAGUAGCGUAUUCUGAACGCAGUUCGCCGUACUGACAGUCUUGCUCCGCUCGUCUUGGUGGUUUCCGAAGGGAAACUGGUUGUUUUUCAUGUGAUAAGUGAAAGUUUUGAACUAUUUUCCUGGUUUUCGAGUUGGCUUUUAUAACUAUAGGCUUCAGAGUGUAGAAGUUCAGAAUUACUAGAGCGAUUUGUAUCAUCUGUAGAUAGUAGUAGUACCUGCGGGUUCGGACAUGGUACCGGUACCUAUCCGCCCAUGGUAAUUAAUUUUGUGCUGGGUAGUGUGUUCUUAUGGUUUACCACAAUCUGACAAUAUCGUUAGACUACAGGUAUUCAAAUCAUCGAGCUUUCACCAAUUUGGAUUUUUUUCAGCAAUUGAAUAGGUGCGGUAGUCAGUUUUAAUUUAAUAUGGAGGAAAAACUCAUUGCUCUAGUUGAGGAAUAUCCUUGCCUGUAUAAUACCACACAGGACUCGUACCGCCGAAAGGAUUUCAAAGGCAAUGCUUGGGCAGAGAUAGCUCGAGAGAUGGGUAUGCCAUUACAACAUCAAACCUGCCAAUGCCGGAUACACCAUCUUCGAGUGAUGUUGAUGUUACAUUGGAAGCGGUAUCAGCAGAUGAAACAGACCAAUUUCAACCACCUGUGGCAGAAAAGCGUAAAAGCAGCCGGGAUGACCUCAGUGCUGUGUUAGAAAAAUUGCAGCAGUCAUCAGAGAAAAUACAGGAAGAUCCUGAUGAACUCUUCUUGUUGAGCAUGGCUCACGAGGUUAAGACGAUGAGUGUAGAAAAAAGAUGGAGGUUCAAAGUUGGAGUCAUGAAUCUCAUUAAUGAAAUUAAAUACUCUAUUGAAUAAACUAUUGAUAUUACCUAAAUAUAAAUUUUCCUGAAUAUUUUUUUUGUUUUAAAUCUUGCCAACUAGAUAUCAUUGCUCAGUAGCUUUCGUACAUCCCUGUAAGUGCUAACCCAAUAGUGUACCUAAAAUGUCAACCAGUCUGGUGAUUUACCCUCGUAGUUGCUAUUAUCUCCACUGCGGC